Molecule: messenger RNA, 633 nt
Organism: Peniophora sp. CBMAI 1063
Lineage: Eukaryota; Fungi; Basidiomycota; Agaricomycetes; Russulales; Peniophoraceae
Source: the annotation of a GenBank genome assembly
AUGUCGGAAGACGACCUUCGUAAGACGCUCCUUUAUCCUUCGGGAACCCGGCUAGACUACGAGAGUACUCUACGCGCAGACAUUGCACGAAAUACGCCAAUACCAGAAGAGCGAUUGCACCCGGCCUUGCUGGGAGACAACGGUCUACUACAACAGCCACCGCUACUGUGGCUUGGGUGGGUCAUGACGGGGUUGGAGGCGCUCGAACUCAUUCAUGCGAAAGGAAUGGACGACCUCGUCAGCUAUCUUGGGGACCGAGACGAGGGCAAUGUUGAUUACGAGGACACCCUAGAGACCGAUGAUAUAUCUGUCGAGAUCACCGCACAGGCGGGUCUCGCGAACGGCAAUGCACCUUACAUCAAGUUUGUGCCAGUUGUGCGCUGCGAUGACAGAGUGGGCUAUGCGUUGACUGUGGGUGAUAACCACGAUUGCACGCUUAAUCCCCAAGAUGCUGCACAACUGGGAGAUUAUGUCCGAAAGAGAUACAGUGAACUACAAUGGUAUUUGGACCCCGAGCACUGGCGUUGGGAAGACCGAGAGAAAGGUCCUUUGACGCUCCUGGAACCACGGAAAGCAAAGCAUGCAACCGAGGCAUAUCUCGAUACCUUAGUGAGCGUCGCGCGGGAAGUAUGA